GCCGAAUUUCAAAUUUAGGAUUUCAGGACCAAAUCGACCAUCAUUAUCAUUUUGAAAGUUGCUAGAAAAACUUCAUGCAGCAUUCUUCGAGAAACGAUGCCAAAUGCAUUGCCCCCGCGUUCCUCGUCGGAGCUAAGCGAAAGUAGAAGUCGUCACCGAGAACAAGAAGCGGCAUGGAUGGUGGAGCAGUCCGAUUUGCGUAGCCUGCUUGACCGCACGCACGAUGUCGACUUGUCGACGAUCAACUACAUUGCCGGCGUGGACAUUUCGUUCUUUCCCGGCACGGACGAUGCCUGUGCGACCUUGGUGAUCCUCUCAUUUCCCGAGCUGAAGGUCACGUGUGAAGCAUCGUGCCACACGACGUUGACGUUGCCUUACAUUCCAACCUUCCUUGCCUUCCGUGAGAUUCCGGCGCUUUUGCCCCUGUUCGACAUGAUUCCGCGUGAAUUCCACCCCCAAGUGGUGUUGGUUGACGGCAACGGCGAGCUCCACCCACGAGGCUUUGGCAUUGCAUCGCAUUUGGGGGUCGUGACCCAGUUGCCCACAAUUGGCGUCGCCAAAACGUUUCUCAACGUGGAUGGCUUGACCAAACGAAGCGUGCGUGCAUUAGUGGAGGAGAAAAAGGCAGCGGUGCGCGCUACAGACAUCGGUGAUACCAAGUCAUCGUCAGUUGUGGCGUUGCGACUGCAAGGCGAGUCGUCCAAGGUAAAACCACCUCAUGCAUGAACGAAGGGUGUCCUUGCGUGACCAUCAUUGUGUUUCAUGUUCCGCGUAGGUAUGGGGCAUGGCGAUGUGCACCGAGGGUAUUGAGAAUCCCAUCUACGUGUCCAUUGGCAACAAGAUCUCGUUGCCCAAAGCAGUCGAAGUGGUGCAGCAUUGUUCGCUAUACCGCGUGCCAGAACCAAUUCGCCAGGCGGAUCUGCGGUCUCGCGAGAUCAUUCGAACGUGGGAGAAGCAUGGCAUCGACAAGGAGUUCAAGAGUUGCCGUGUCCAUCGCGACGUCGUCAAGUCGUAGCCGCCGCCGUCCCUUCCAUGAACGAGUUGCACGCAAUCAGUUUUUGCGGGUUUCGAGAAACUUCUGCAUAGUAAUUUGUGUAAUCGUGGUAAAAUUAAAAUAUCAUUUGGAUCUUUG
Aphanomyces astaci is the source of this 1132-nucleotide messenger RNA. RefSeq lists its product as hypothetical. The transcript is spliced from 2 exons. The coding region runs from base 97 to 726 and encodes 209 amino acids. Lineage: Eukaryota; Oomycota; Saprolegniomycetes; Saprolegniales; Verrucalvaceae. Gene Ontology annotation, biological process: DNA repair. The record is from RefSeq and is a predicted model, not a curated record. Gene Ontology annotation, molecular function: RNA endonuclease activity producing 5'-phosphomonoesters, hydrolytic mechanism; single-stranded RNA binding. Gene Ontology annotation, cellular component: cytoplasm; nucleolus.